Molecule: messenger RNA, 912 nt
Organism: Fusarium keratoplasticum
Lineage: Eukaryota; Fungi; Ascomycota; Sordariomycetes; Hypocreales; Nectriaceae
Exons: 2
Coding region: 1-912 (303 amino acids)
Source: RefSeq, a predicted model, not a curated record
AUGUCCAUCGCCAUCACGUCAGCCGAGACCCUCACCUCGCCUCCUCCUGAUCUCCAGGGUGAAGUCGAGGUCGAGGCGCUCAACAUCUCAUGCGUCCUCCGCCAACAGCCCAUCUCCGUGACCCUCGACGGCCCUACCAUAUUCUUGUCCGCUCUUGCGCUCCUCCUUGUCGUCCAUUUCCUCGAACCCUAUCACGCUGAGCUCUUCAUCGGUCUCGUUCCUCUAGUAUUGCUCAUUCAGAAUGAUUACCAAAACUUCCUAAAUCUGGGUCCCGGCGGUACGCCUUCGACCUUCACCGGUUACAUCCGUAUAACAUGGUUCCGCCUGUGGUCUCUCAGUGACCCCUUUGUCCCACCAGCGGCGGACCCAACCCGUCUCCCGACAUCUGGCAUCCUCAAUCGAUAUCACCUCCCGUACCGCGCGGGACCGCGUCCCAUCGUUGCAGGCAUCGCGCCCCAGAGGCAGCUCGACCAACACGGGUCCCGAGGGUGCUACCGUGCCGUCCGCAGGUCCAUGGAGAAGCUGGCGAGCCGCAUCCCCAAGAAAUUUGGCACCGAGAGAUCGUGCCUUGAGAAGCAUGGCUUAGCCCUCUUUGCGAGACACCCACUCCAGACAAACUGCCAGGGCGAGAUCUGCCAUGUUCAUGAUUCAGAUCACUCGAUGCACAUGUGCCUUCACCCGGAUGAUAUAAAAGAGGUGCUAGACAAGGGCUGGGGCCAGAGACACCCCCUCGCGUGGAGGAGUCGCUUUCUCAAGAGCCCAGUGUCGCCCGACUUUGUCAUGAUCUAUGCACCACGAGCUUCCCAACCAGAUGAUGAAGAAUUGCAAGUAAUCUGCAAUGUUAUCGAGGCUGCCAUCUGGUAUACAGUCGCCGAGGAUAUCGAAAUGACUACACCUCUGAAAUCUACCUGA